Molecule: messenger RNA, 5988 nt
Organism: Grus americana (Whooping crane)
Lineage: Eukaryota; Metazoa; Chordata; Aves; Gruiformes; Gruidae
Gene: WASF2
Product: WASP family member 2
Exons: 9
Coding region: 148-1653 (501 amino acids)
Biological process (GO): actin cytoskeleton organization; positive regulation of Arp2/3 complex-mediated actin nucleation
Cellular component (GO): cytoskeleton
Molecular function (GO): protein kinase A regulatory subunit binding; actin binding; Arp2/3 complex binding
Source: RefSeq, a predicted model, not a curated record
GGGGGAGGCGGGACGAGGCUCAGUCAGGCCAGGGAGGGGGAGCUGUGGAAUGGCGGACGGCCGGGCUGGCCCGCCCUGGUGGUAACGAGCCGAGGGGGCCGGAGGUGAUAGCUGCGGGGAUUGAACAGUGCCUGAAGCAGGUCCACCAUGCCGUUAGUAACGAGGAACAUUGAGCCAAGGCACCUGUGCCGUCAGACGUUGCCUAGCGUUCAAAGCGAGCUGGAAUGCAUGACCAACAUCACCCUGGCAAAUGUCAUUCGACAGCUGGGCAGCCUGAGUAAAUUUGCAGAAGACAUAUUUGGAGAGUUGUUUACUCAAGCCAACACCUUUGCCUCUCGGGUGAGCAUUCUAGUCGAGAGAGUUGACCGCUUGCAAGUCAAAGUCACUCAGCUGGAUCCCAAAGAGGAAGAAGUUUCCCUGCAAGGCAUUAACACCAGGAAGGCCUUCAAAAGCUCCACUACUCAGGACCAGAAACUCUUCGACAGAGAUUCUCUCCCCGUGCCUGUCCUUGAAACCUAUAGGACCUGCAAUACUCCUCCACCUCUCAACAUUCUCUCGCCUUACAGGGAUGAUGGCAAAGCGGCGCUUAAAUUCUACACAGAUCCUUCAUAUUUCUUUGACCUUUGGAAAGAGAAAAUGCUUCAGGACACCAAGGAUAUUAUGAAAGAGAAGCGGAAACACAGGAAAGAGAAAAAGGAGAAUCCAAACCGAGGAAAUGUGAAUCCACGGAAAAUCAAAACCCGGAAAGAAGAGUGGGAGAAGCUGAAAAUGGGACAAGAAUUUGUUGAGUCAAAGGACAAACAUGGUCCUGCUGGGUACCCCUCUAACAUGGUGUAUCAGAACGGCAGCAUCGGUUCAAACGAAAGCAUGGACGUGAACUGCUACCCGCCACCGCCGCAGACUGACUCUAUUGUGCCACCACCUCCUUCAUUCCCAGAUGACAGCCUGCCUCCACCCCCGGUGGAAUUUAGCUAUCCUGUAGACAACCAAAGAGGUUCUGGUUCUGGAGGGACCAAACGAUCCAGCCUGGUUAGCCCAAGUCACCCGCCACCAGCUCCUCCGAUCGGAUCCCCCUCAGCAGCCAGGCCGGGCUUUGCUCCCCCUCCGGCGCCGCCACCGCCACCACCACCACCGAUGGGAAGCGCCCCCCCUCCACCACCUCCUAUGGGCUUCCCAUCCCCAGGAACCCCACCGCCACCCUCGCCCCCUUCUUUCCCUCCUCACCCCGAGUUUGCUGCCCCGCCACCACCACCGCCACCUCCGGCAGUCGAUUAUGCCAGCGUGCUCCCACCUCCGCUGCCGCAGCCGGGCAGUGGCAGUGCACCGCCUCCCCCUCCACCGCCGCCGCCUCCUGGCCCACCGCCUCUGUCUUCCAGUGGCCUGGAUGGUCCUCCACCCCCUCCUCCACCCUCGGACACCUCCGCCUCCAAGCCCAAGUCAUCCUUGCCUGCGGUUAGCGAUGCCAGGAGUGAUCUGCUUUCAGCUAUUCGUCAAGGCUUCCAGCUCCGCAAGGUGGAGGAGCAGCGGGAACAGGAGAAGCGGGACGUUGUGGGCAAUGAUGUGGCAACGAUCCUGUCACGCCGCAUCGCUGUGGAGUACAGCGACUCUGAGGAUGACUCUUCGGAGUUCGAUGAGGACGAAUGGUCGGAUUAACCGCAGUCCCCGUCCCCUUCUUCCCCUUCUCUCCUGGGUUAACAUAUUCUUAAAGAAUCAGGUGGCCAAACCUUCCACCACUUCCUUUCUCAUCCCGUAACCAAAGAUGUGCCAAGGGUUUUCAGACAACCAGCAGCAUAUCUCCCCUCUUCCUCCCCCUCCGGCUUUGGCAGGACUCUGUGCUCUGCCUUUCCAAAAGCUCUCCUCACGGACACUGAGGAUGCGGUGUUGGGAUUUAGCUGGAGGAGGUGUAACGGUUGCUUAUUUAAGAGAGCUAAACCUCCAGAUUCUCGAUGCCACCAGGCAGAGCACAUAUAAACCCUCCAUCCUGAGGGAUUUUGAAAGUAAAGAUGGAUGAUCCUGUUGCGGCCGCGUGGCCUUUCAGAUGAAGGACAUUUUCAGCUAGUUUUCUCAUUGCAACAGCAGACAGUUGAUCUGACAGCUCUUCCUUUCCAGUGAAUACUGGUAGUGCUGCAAGAAAAUGGGCUUUAAAUGUCUGUUCUCUGCUGCAUCCCACUGUCAAAUAAUCAGGUUUUUGGCACUAGUGCACAAUUCUUUCCCCUUUUGACCCCCCUAGUAUUAUUUCCAGACUACCCUGCGUGGGGUGCGCUUCCUGGCUCUCGGGCUGUGGAGUGCGUUGGGUGCAAUGCAAGGAGGGACUUUUUUUCUUUCCCUCUUUGAAAAGCUGCCUUUACCUUCCUCAAAUCGCCUGGACUUGCUUCGCCAAGUCUGCCAAAGGAGACUUGCACAAAGGGAUGCGAAGCCAGGGCAGAACAGUUGCUUGGCUUCCUGCUUCUGGGAGAGCAGAGGCACUGUCCCACUGAGACACAUCUGUGUGGUCAGCGCUGAGCGGUGGCGAAACUCCGCUUUGCUGAUUUCUCCAAUUCAUGCUGAGAGUGUGUUUAAAAAAAAAAAAAAAAAGUGCCUAAAGCAGGGAGAUGGUGUGGGGAGGGGUUCUCUGAACACCAGGCACUUUGAUCUUUGGCCUGUUCAGGGCAAUGCUGCAGUCAGUUUGAAGAGGUGCUUUUUCUAGCGGGGUGACCAUACUUUUUGCACAGGGACUUGAGUAGCAGAAAAUGCUGGUAUUACCUUUGCUUCCUCCUCCCUUCCACCUAAGGAGGGGAGUUUGUGUGCCUAAAACCAUCUAGUAUGUGAACUGAGUUGCCCAUCUGUUCCAUCAGACCUAACCUAGUCUUUUCCCGUAAUUUUGUUAUGAUAAUUCAUUAGUUAAUUUUAAGAAAACAUUUCUUCUCCUUACUAACCCUAUGAAUUUCCUGGGCUGCUCACUACAGAUACAGUACUGGCAGGGGGAGAAAAUGGUGAACUUGAACUACCUGACCUAGGUUUUAUUGCUGUUUUAUAUUACCUUAUGUAGAUUAUAAGCAUAUCUUGGAAAUCUAGAAACAAAUACCCUCCCUGUGCUACAGAUGUGCAUUUUAAUUUGGACAUGGCGCUCUCAGGGUCAUGCAAGAAAGCAAGUCCAAAACCUUUAGGAGAUGGUGGGUCCGGCUGUCGCGUGGUGGGACCAGAUGCACGUCCCAUUAAGACCGACUCUCCAGCUUCUUUGCCUUUCCUAUUGUAAAGUAUUUUGCCAGCCUGUGCCUGUUCUUUCUUCUCUGGCUCGCCUCGUUUAAUGAUGUAGCUGAUACCUGGAACGCCAGGCCCAGCCCGAGGCUGCCAGGUUGCUGAAAAUCCUUCUUGGGGUUUGAUUGAUGGCUUCAGUUUGUGCCAUUGAGUUCUUACUGAUGUCUUGCGUGUGUGUGCGUGUGCAUUUUUAAUCUUUGCCGGAGCAGCUGAGGGCCUGGAGGAUGGGUUUUUCUGGGGUGCAGAUCAAGCUGAGAUCCAGCGUGACCCAGAGAGACUUAUCGGACUGCUACACCAUCGGAUUUUUGUCCACAAAUCGGCUGCUAGGCAGGAUGCGAAGGGCAUAGACAGUGAGGCAUCCCAGUGGGCUGGGAACAUCUGAGCAGUGCUAGUUCCAGGUUCUGGAAGAGGAAACAAACCCCUCAAGUGCCAGUGAGCCAUCGUGCAGUGGAGGGCCUUGGAAAUGCAAACUGAUUAUUGCUGCGAGCUGGGUAAGGGGGCUAGGGGAGAAUCACUGCCUCUUGUUUAUCUGCUCUUUCUGUAAGCAUCUUCCUCUGGCUUCUCUCGCAGACAGGUUCCUGGGGAAAAUGGACCUUUAAGCUAACCCAGGCUGACAGCGUUAUCACACAGGGAAGUGAGGAGCUCGCAAAUGCCAAACCUGGGUUAAUUUUAAAAUGCCUUAACUAGACUUGGCCCCUGUUGGGAAAUGGGAGAGCGAGUAUUCCUGUCGCGUGAAAUACAGAAAAGUGCCAUAUUCUCUGUGACCCAGAUGGAUGGUCUGUCAGGCGGGGCCGUGCCUCGGGGCGUUGGGGACACGGUUGCCCCACGCGCUGCCUGUUGCACAAGGAUGCUGUGUGGGCGAUCUCGGCAUGGCCGCGGGUGGAGUCUGCUCCUCUGCCUGCCUCGCCUUUCUGCAAGGCCCUCCUGGCAGCGGGAGGGACGCUGCUUUGUCCGUGCAAGCCUGCUGUAACCACCCUCUGCUUUCAAACUCACGUCCCGAGGUGAGAAUCAAAACUGUUGGAUCCUAAACAGAAGGGUUGUGGAUAGGUAGGGAAGGUUUGGGUUUGUUUUUUUUAAAUCUUUGAUUGCAAAAAAAAGUGGUAUGAGCCUAGAGUUUAGAUCCCUGAGAAACAACUGGUGUAAAGCGACCAGCUUUGAGUAUGGUUGCAAAAUCGCAGAGCACUGGGCCACCAAGUAAGCUUUAAUAUUUCUUAAACCAGUAGGGGAAGAGGAGAGGUGCCAAAAACAACCUUUGCAAGACAGAGCAGCUGUGCUGUAACUGCAGGGCUGCUGCCCCACGUAGACCGAGGGCCUGUGCUGGACUCCCCUGCCAUCUUUGUCAUUUCGUGUUAACUUACUCCUUCCUCCCCUUUUUUCAGCGUAAGGCUGGGUUGAACGGCACGGCAGGCAAACCUCAAGCAUUUCACAAAGCCAAAAGCGAGAGCUGGCAGCUGGGGUCCUCCCCGUCUUUCCAUUUCAGCCCGACCCGUGUCCGUACGGAGACGCAGAGCCAGAGCAGCCAUUUCACCCGUCCUGGGAGCCGUUUGCUCAGGGCGUGCAAGUUUGGGCAGGCCGCCGCUGCCUUCCCCUUCCCGGCGCCGCGUUCCUGGUUAAACAUUCUCCCGGUGUCCUCGCCUGCAGUGCUUGGCUGCUGCUCCCGGCAGCCUCUCCCCCGCCGCCCCCCUUCCCGCGCUCGCAGGGAAAGCCUCGUCCCGGCUCCCCGGGCUCAGCCUGGAGCCUCAUCCGCAGUCGGUGACCUUCACUGCUUUCUCCUCUCCUUAUCAGACCCAAAGCACCAGACCAGAUCGAGGGAAGGGGCUCCUGGAGGUCCCAGAUGGCCAAGAAACUGUGCAGAGUCUCAUUUCAGGGAAAGGAUAUAUAUAUAUAUAUAUUUUUUUUUUUUCAGUCCGUGAACUUAUUUAACGUGCCUCUUUUGAAAGUACCUGCCCUUGGCGGGCUCCGGAGGGGAGCUGGCUGGCAGGGCCUCGCGUGGGGCAGAUGCAGCUGCCCCGGGUCAGGUUUCAUUGCUGUUGGAUUUCGGGGGGGGUGCUUUCUUCUCUUCUUUUUUUUAAACAAAGCCUUGAAGUGGGAAGUGGAUCCGAUGUUUUUAUUACUGUAUUAACGUUCAUUUUAAUUCAUUUCAGAAACUAACCCAUUUUUCUUCUUGAUUAGAAUGUCAUAGAAUUAGACGAGCUGUAACCCUCCUGAAGUGCCUUAUUUUCUGACAUGAUAUAAAUAUAUUUAUAAGAGUAAUUAUUCCACUUGUAUCUUGGGGGUUUAUUGCUGAGCAGAAGAUAUGGUGGGAGGAGAGAUGGGAAGUGCCCUCGAAGGACUCAGCCAGCCUGGGGGUCAGAAGGGUGAUGCUUGACGGAUGCUCUCAGGGUGCAGGGGGUUACUCACUUCAGACCAAAGGAGUUUCAGCAGUGAAACUCUACUUAGAAAAAAGAAAAAGGAGAAAAAAAACCAAAAAACCCAAACAAAACCACAACCUCAUGAGCAAAAUACUGUAGACUUGUUUGGUUUUCUUACCCCUGCAAAAUAAACACCGAUGGCCAGAUUCUGCCUCGUGUGCACGGAUGCAGCGGGUGUAAAGCUGCUGCUGCUGGGGGAACGGAGCCUGGUCCGUGUCCGGACCCGUGCAUCCCGGCGCAGACUCGCUGCCUUCUGUGUUCCUGUGUAAUGUCUGUCCGUGCUUUUCCCUGUCAUUGCUGUGUAAGCCAGGCUUUCCUACUACUUUUUUUUUUUUAAUAA